UUCUUAGAGAUCUGAAUAUAGGAAAUAGACCCAUCUAUUAUUCCACUAUACAAAAAUCAAAACCAAAAGAAAAAAGAGAUACAGGAAUGGAUCAUUUCAGCCACGAGCAUCCACUGAUCCUGAAUGAAGAUUACGUUGCUAGAGGGGGUGAUAUGUGUAAUGCCUGCAACGAAGAGAUCGUCUCAUGUAAGUCAUUUGUUUUCAGUUGCAGCCGCAGCAGCAGCAUCACGGGCAUCACAAGUACUGAUCAUAAGGAUGUUGAUGGAAAAUGUAAUAAAUUCUUACUCCACAAAACAUGUGCAGAGUCACCCCGUAGAAUUCAAAGCCUAAGAAACCGAGAAGAGUUCCUUGACCUCCGUGUCAAUAUCCAUCGUCAACAAACAUGGGAGCAAUUUUUGUCCAAACGUCCAGCUGAAUUUUAUACCUGUAACAUGUGUAUGAAACAAAUGCCAUGGAUUUACUGCAGUCCUGGUUUUGUAUUCUGUGUUUGUCUUAAAUGUGCCAUGUUCCAAGUUGAUUAUUUCAUAAGCCGUAAAAUUAAGCAUCAAUCUCACACUCAACACCAACUAGCCCUAAUCCAACGUCCAUCUUCAUUCAAAUGUGAUGCUUGCAAUGCGGAGGAUAGUAUUAAAGACAUGUCAUAUAAAUGUGUGGAUUGUCCGUUUUGGAUUCACAAGAGCUGCGCGGAUGCUCCUACCUCUUUCCUCUUUCAUUUCCACAAAAAACACCCUCUUAUGCUCUCAUUUUCUUUGCCACAAAUUCAUCACAAAUUUGCACAGCAUUGCAGACUCUGCAAUGGAAAGCUGGGUGAAUUAAAUUGGCUGUACUAUUGUUCCAAAUGCAGAUAUUUCGCCCAUUUUCAAUGUGCUAGAUCAAGGCAGAUGUUGAGCUCUUCUGAAAACGAAGAAUAUCCCGAACUUGUGCACCUCCCAGCAGCUACUGAAUCCUCUGUAAAUUUAUUGUUUGAGCAAUUUAUCAAGGAGAUGAAUGGUCCAAAGAACGAGGAAGGAUGUAGCACUCGUCUUAAAGAUUGGGCUCAUGUGACACAUCCUCUGCAGCUUGUUACACACGAUGAGUUACACGAUGAGAAAGAUUUAUUAUUGAUGUGCGAUGGCUGUGCCAGACCCAUCCGAAAUGAUGGCCAUGUUUUCUAUGCUUGUGUUCCUUGCCAAUAUUUUCUGCAUAAAUUCUGCGGUGAAUUACCCACCACAGACCACCAAAUAAUUCCAUCAUACGAGCUUUUUCGUUGUGAUUGGUGUCAAUAUUUGGGCAAUGGUAUAUAUUUCCGCAGAGAUCUGCCAAGAAACUCGUGGUUAUGGGAUCUUGGACCUAUUAAACAACAUAUAGCAUGCUCAGCCCUACCCAAAAUGAUCAAACACGACUCCCACCCUCACCCACUUCACUUCAAUAGUCAUUAUACUACUUAUUGCAAAGCUUGUGGAGGGCUUUUAAUUCCAAGGCACGGUUGCGAAGGUUGUGAUUUCCAUUUAUGUGCAGGAUGUAUUAUGAAGCCAAGUCGAGUGAAACAUCGGUGGGAUCCUCACCCCCUCCGCUUGAUUUAUGAUCCUGGCAUGGUUGAGGAUCACGAACAUGAGUUUCAAUGUGAGUUCUGUUCUCAAGAUUUGGACACGAACCUUUGGUUCUAUCACUGCGACGAUUGUGAUCUUUCGUUUCAUCUCAGAUGUUAUGAUGAAUCAUGUUAUCUCAACUUCUCACAUGUCAAGUAUGGAGCUACUGAUAUUAUUAAAGACCAUCUCCAUCCUCACAGCCUCACGUUUGUACUCAAUAAGAGGUUUCGUCUUUGCGGAAAAUGUCACGACGGUCAGAAUAGCGGGCCUGUCCUUGAAUGUGCACCAUGCAAAACCAUAUUCUGUGCGUACUGCUCUGGAAUGCGGUCCGUGUAUUAUUAGGAUUUGGCCUUGCGUUAUAAUCUUUGAAACUGUGAUGUACUUACUAUAUUAGUCCCUUGCAAAUACACGGUUUACUAUUAAUUUAUACUU
Messenger RNA from Daucus carota subsp. sativus, 2000 nucleotides. RefSeq lists its product as uncharacterized. The transcript has 2 exons. Bases 87 to 1910 code for a protein of 607 amino acids. NCBI's taxonomy places the organism in Eukaryota, Viridiplantae, Streptophyta, Magnoliopsida, Apiales, Apiaceae. The record is from RefSeq and is a predicted model, not a curated record.